Molecule: messenger RNA, 396 nt
Organism: Microthlaspi erraticum
Lineage: Eukaryota; Viridiplantae; Streptophyta; Magnoliopsida; Brassicales; Brassicaceae
Source: the annotation of a GenBank genome assembly
AUGCUCCAAACCGCCAUCAACAGAGACAAGGGAUUGUUCCACCACCUGCAGAACCACAACUUUGAGAUCAAGCUGGGAAUGAUCAACCUUGUGCAGAACAAGAUGUUCCAUGGAUUGCCAAGUGAAGACCCCAUUGACCACCUUGAUGAGUUUGAUAGGUUAUGUGAUUUGACAAAGAUCAAUGGUGUCUCUGAAGAUGCCAUCAAGCUGAGACUCUUUCCUAUGUCUCUAGCUGACAAAGCUCACCAAUGGGAGAAGAGCUUGCCCCAUGGCACAAUCACCACUUGGGAUGAAUGCAAGAAGGCCUUUCUUGCUAAGUUUUUCUCCACCGGUCGCACAGCCAAGCUAAGGAGUGAGAUAUCAGCUUCAUACAGAGGAACAAUGAGACUUUUCUGA